GCCGUCCGUGUGUCCGCGGGCCGAGAUGGGCGGCGGCGGCAGCACCCGGCGCGUCACCUUCGAGGCGGACGAGAAUGAGAACAUCACCGUGGUCAAGGGCGUGCGGUUGUCCGACAGCGUCAUCGAUCGGAUGAAGGAACCCAGUGGGAGACAGCACCGAGGAUCAGUUCAUGAUGAAGAGCUGAAGAAAAGAAUAGCUGAGGAACUGGCACUGGAACGAGCCAGGAGAGACUCUGAAGCUCAGAAGAGGAGGUUGACCCAAGAGAAGAUGUACGUUCGGGAUGAGUUUGGCAAACUCCUGGAACGGGAGAGGAUCUCCAGCAACGAGCACCUGACCCGAGCCAUCCUCCGCGAGAGAGCGGCCACGGAGGAGGAGAGGCAGAAGGCUCAGCGCUUUGUGAGUCAGCUGGAUCUUUGUUUUACAUCGUAG
Molecule: messenger RNA, 430 nt
Organism: Sturnus vulgaris (Common starling)
Lineage: Eukaryota; Metazoa; Chordata; Aves; Passeriformes; Sturnidae
Source: RefSeq, a predicted model, not a curated record